CGACAGCUUUGUUAUAUUUGCGCCAGCAUGUCUCUCAAGACUACCAUUCUGCAGUAUGCGCUGCCUUUACUGCCCAAAUACUCGUUCACGCGAGAUACCCUGUCUCUCGCGCUCCAACAGAUCCGAUCUGUAGAACAGCCCCUCGCUCCGUCACGGGCUGUAUCCAGAGAUUUCGCACACACAUCUCAACUUGACUCAAUCGGUCGAGAAAACAUUAUCGACACCCUGUUCGGGACUGGCACAACGUCUCCAGCUAAAGCUCUCGUAGAAUCUUGGCAGGUGGAAGGGCUUAAAUCGGUGGACAGCGGACAUGAUCGAGCGAGUCUGACCGAAAGAUUGGAAAGGAGACUGGAAUAUUCCUCUGGGGUAGGAGAGCAUCUCGUUGAGGCUUACGCACUGCUUUCUGCACCUGGGAGCACACCUUCCGUCCCCGUGCCACGCAGUGUCCUAGAUCAUUUGCCCAGAUUCGAUUUUCCUCCACUAUAUCAACCGCCUGGCACUGCGUCGACGAGCAGUCAUGCCCGCCUGGAUCCUCCAGCCACGAGCAGAGUCGGUGCUGCGUCUGAAUGGGACAGCAUAACCCUUCUUGACAAGCUGGAAAGUCUGACAGGUGGACGAAUUCCCUUCCUCCGCUUCAACCCUCUUGGUCCUCUCGGUUACGCCUGGGACAUUGCUGAUCAUGCCCUGCGUAUCGAUGAGACGCGAUCGGGCCAGACAAGAGGGAUGAUGAAUGAGCCCACGGGUGCUGGUCCGGAAUGGUAUACUUCCAGAAUGAGCAUUGCGCUCGCGUACCUAGCGGCUGAAUCUCAACUUCUUCAACCUCAAGCUUCUCACCCUGUGGCUAUUGAAGACGCAGCGCAUCACCUCUCCGCAGCCAAGAGGGCUUUGCGGACCCAUCUGAAAAGGUACGACGGAGCCCGCGAAAUUGUACAGAGCUCGGAAUCUGGUCUGAAGGAUGUUGGGAGCAUGCUCGAGUUCUUUGGCAGAGGCAUGAUAGGGCUGCUCAGAAGUCGAGGAUUGUGAAGGGUGGACAUCUCGCAGCCGGAUUGAAGUUGGGCAUCUUAUUGCUGGAUUGUCUAGCCCGGGGUCAAGCCGCGAGAAGCCCUUAGGCGAUCCCCAGGCAUUCAUAGUGCCUUUCGUACGGCCGAUGAGCCUGCAUGCUGGCCACAUUGUACCCUAGCACUUCCAGGUAUUAAUCAGCGUGUCCAUCAGACCAUCUCCUGCGCAUCCGAACCCUUUCGCUGCUAUCACAGGGGGGUCCUCUCAAGCCCCGACGCCGUUCCGCCGCACGGUCCGAGAGUCGCAGAAAUUUCCUCACCCGAAAUGCUACCCAAAU
Molecule: messenger RNA, 1336 nt
Organism: Kockovaella imperatae
Lineage: Eukaryota; Fungi; Basidiomycota; Tremellomycetes; Tremellales; Cuniculitremaceae
Exons: 3
Coding region: 28-1023 (331 amino acids)
Source: RefSeq, a predicted model, not a curated record